Messenger RNA from Pediculus humanus corporis (human body louse), 585 nucleotides. RefSeq names its product prenylated Rab acceptor protein, putative. The record is from RefSeq and is a predicted model, not a curated record. Gene Ontology annotation, cellular component: Golgi apparatus. The transcript has 4 exons. The coding region runs from base 1 to 585 and encodes 194 amino acids. Lineage: Eukaryota; Metazoa; Arthropoda; Insecta; Psocodea; Pediculidae.
AUGACAGGAGAUGAAGAAGUUAAUGUUAGUGGGACUAUGGACAUUCCCACUACGAGUCCAAAUAGUUUUUUCCAAUUACCUCAGCAGUUGUACAUGACAACUCCAGCAGCCAGAGAAUGGAUUGGACAAAAAAGAGAAAAUGUUAGGCCUUGGACAACAUUUAUAAAUACAAAUAAUUUUAAAACUCCUUCUAGUUUACCUCGUCUUAGUAAAAGAAUAAUGAGAAAUAUUGAAUAUUUUCAAUCAAAUUACCUUUUCGUUUUUGUCGGUUUAAUUAUAUAUUGCUUGUUAACUUCACCCUUAUUGCUUCUAGCAGUAGCUGUUAGUUUAGGAGUAGGAUAUAAAUUAUCUAAAAGACAAAAUGAAAAAAAAACAAUUAUUUUAGGUCAUGAAUUAACUCUUGCACAACAAUAUGGUGUUGUCGCCAUUUGUUCAAUACCUUUAUUCAUUUGGGCUGGAGCAGGUGCUGCAGUUUUUUGGGUAAUAGGGGCGUCGUUUUUCAUCAUAACUCUACACGCUGCAUUUUUCAAUAUAGAGGCUGUUGUUAAAUCUGAAGAUUCGUUCGGACUUUUGGAGGAAGUAUAA